AUGAACAUCCACAAUGCAUUGAGUGGAACAUCCGGCAAAGAUAUGCAUAUCCUAGACGUGACCUUCAACCAGGACCAAGGCUGUUUCUCCAUUGCACACGAGAAAGGUUUCUUAGUGUACAAUUCCAACCCUAUUGACUUAAGAGUCAAGCGUCAGUUUACCUCUAGCAAUGGGUCUGGAUCAGGGAUCGGUCACAUUUGCAUGCUUCAUAGAACCAACUACUUGGCGUUGGUUGGCGGUGGAAAAAACCCCAAGUUUCCCAAUAACAAGGUAAUCAUUUGGGACGACUUGAAGAGAAAAACAAGCUUGAGCUUGAGUUUCAUGAGCCCCGUGCUCAAUGUACUUUUGUCACGUAUACGGAUUGUUGUGGUGUUGUUAAACCUGGUGGUUGUUUACGAGUUUUCAGCCCCUCCAAAGAAGUUUGCUACCUACGAGACUAGUGACAACGAAAAUGGCAUAGCGGACCUCUCGGUCCAUUCGGCAUCACUCUCCUUUCCAGGGGGAGACCUUCUGGGUUCAGGAUCGGAGAUGAGCCAUUUGCAUGACUCUCCAAAAUACCAAAUUCUCGCAUUUCCAGGCAGAACAACUGGCCAAAUCCAGUUAGUGGAUGUCUCGCCAGAAGGACAAGAAAAGAACUCCGUUAGCAUCAUCAAGGCCCACAAAAGUCGCAUCAGAUGCAUUUCAUUGAAUAGAUUGGGCACGUUGAUAGCAUCUGCCAGUGAAACCGGCACUCUCAUUCGCAUUCAUUCCACGCAUACCACAGCACUAUUGUACGAGUUUCGAAGAGGACUCGAUCGUGCAGUGGUAACCUCCAUGGAGUUUUCCCCAGACGACUCAAAACUUGCAGUUUUGUCCGAUAAGAACACCUUGCAUGUUUUCAACAUCGCUCCGUCAAUGGAUCGCACGCUGUCUGAUAAUUUCAAUGACGGAGGGAACGAUCACAAUACUCCUACUAACCGACAGCACAUCCUCAAGCGGUUUCUGCUUACAAUCCCCAUUCCAAACUAUUUUAAUUCUACGUGGUCGUUCUGCUCAGUCAAUACCAACAAAUACCACACUGACAUGGAUGGGGCACCAGAAAACUCUCACGAUGUCGGGGUGAUUGGUUGGUCAGGAAAUGAUAGCGUGGUAAUCAUUUGGAAACAGAAGAAGAUAUGGGAACGGUAUGUGAUUGUAGACUCUGUUUUCCCCGAUAAAACUCAUAAUUACGAAAUAGUACGGUACAGUUGGAAGAGCUUGGAAAGCUUGCUGGAGUGA
Molecule: messenger RNA, 1257 nt
Organism: Sungouiella intermedia
Lineage: Eukaryota; Fungi; Ascomycota; Pichiomycetes; Serinales; Metschnikowiaceae
Source: the annotation of a GenBank genome assembly